Zingiber officinale is the source of this 1677-nucleotide messenger RNA. RefSeq names its product squamosa promoter-binding-like protein 16. The record is from RefSeq and is a predicted model, not a curated record. Gene Ontology annotation, molecular function: DNA binding. Lineage: Eukaryota; Viridiplantae; Streptophyta; Magnoliopsida; Zingiberales; Zingiberaceae. The coding region runs from base 377 to 1483 and encodes 368 amino acids. Gene Ontology annotation, cellular component: nucleus. The transcript has 4 exons.
UAAUUUAUGCACUCAGAACUCAGAAGCCAUUUGGGUCUAUAUGUAUGCGGGUGUUUCUCAAUACGUCAACAAAUAUCGGUGGUUUCUCUUUCCUCCUCACUUGUUCUUGCCUCACGGCCCUAAUCUCCAGAUGGAAUUCUCUGUACCUUGAUGUGGAUAUAGUAUGUCUUCUCGUGUUCAUCUGCUAAAUUCCUAAUUUAUAUGCUUCUAGGGCUUGUGUGACAUGAGUUCAGUUAAUUUCUGAUCCUUUCCCAGCUUACUUUUUUUUGUUCUUCUUUUUCCUGAGAAUCGGAUGAAGUUUGAAUCGAGGAUUUGAACUAGAUUAGGAGGAUUUACGUUAGAAAGAGGGCAGAAGACCAACAAGGCUGCUGCUUCGAUGGAAUGGGGUUACAAGAUUCCGCCAUGGGAUUUGGCAGAAACGGAUCAAAAUGCUGAAUCCAACCACGCUGGCGGAACUGUCGAGCCGAUUUGCAGUCUGGGAGGUCAGGCUAACGGCGUAAACUGUUCGGUUGAUCUGAAGCCAGGGGGAUCGGGCAAUCCUGAACCGCCGGAGAAGCGGGAAGACCAACCUGAGAUGACGACGGUGGCUGUUUCGUCAUCCAGUCCGUCGAAGAGGGCUCGCGCACCAAACGCAGCCGGUCAGAACGUAUCGUGCUCGGUCGACGGCUGCGAAUACGAUCUCAGUGAUUGCAGAGAGUACCAUCGGCGACACAAGGUCUGCGAGGCCCACUCGAAGACGCCGGUCGUGACGGUGGGCGGCGUGGAACAGAGGUUUUGUCAGCAGUGCAGCAGGUUUCACUUGUUGGUGGAGUUUGAUGAGGUAAAGAGAAGCUGCAGGAGACGCCUCGAUGGACACAACAGAAGAAGAAGAAAACCUCAACCAGAGUCAAUUACUUCAGCUAGCCUCUUUCCAAUUCCGCAAGGCACCAGGAGGUUCUCAGCAUACCCUCCCAUCUCCCAAACUCAUUUGUCAAAGCCCAACAACUGGUCUGCAGUUGUUAAAACUGAAGAAAAUGCAGUGAAGGCUCAUCAAUCCUUCUGUCAUAACAAUGGCAAAGUUUUUUCCUUCGACGGGACAGGAAUAGAACCCUGUCAGCCACUCCUCAAGAUUGUUUGUUCAGCAGAAAGCGGCGGCAGCGACGAGAUUCUCUCGGCCGGAUUAAUGCAAGCUCUCGACGCCGAUUGUGCUCUCUCUCUUCUGUCAUCCCCGACUCAAACUUCAAGUGUUCAUGUUGGGCAAAUGUUACCUGCCAGCCUCAUUUCGAGUUCUCAAUAUAGCAGUCUUGAGCACUUCGCUGGUACGCAACCACCGAGAGGUGUUCUGCCGACAGCGUUCUCUCGUUCGAGAGCUAAAGAUGAGCAAGUAGGUGGAGUUGUAGUUUCUGAUGCUGAUGGUCUUCCAUGCCAGGGCAUGUUUCGUGUAGGUAGAAGUGAGGAGUCACCUGGUGGCGUUUCGGAAUCACUUCCCUUCUCUUGGCAGUAAUGAAUUUGUUACUAAAACAAUGUCAUCUUGAUACCGAACGGUCUGUGCUUUCUCCUACUGUCUUGCUAGACAAGGAUGUGUAGUUGUUCUAGCUAGGGCCUUAUCGAAGUGGUUUGCCAGUGCCUCUAACAUGAAUUCUAUGUAGCAUGUAGUAUCAAUGCGUCAUCUCUAUAAUACAAGUGAUGUUUCUUUCA